Molecule: messenger RNA, 8692 nt
Organism: Corythoichthys intestinalis (scribbled pipefish)
Lineage: Eukaryota; Metazoa; Chordata; Actinopteri; Syngnathiformes; Syngnathidae
Gene: vwa5b1
Product: von Willebrand factor A domain containing 5B1
Exons: 22
Coding region: 62-3706 (1214 amino acids)
Source: RefSeq, a predicted model, not a curated record
AGUGGACUUGUGAAUCAUCGAGCUCGUCGGUGUGGGCUCACUUGACACAGAUGAAAGUGCCAUGCCUGGACUCAUCAACAAGGAAAAUCGUAGCGCUCUACCACUCAGUGUCUCCGACAUCACUUCCUGUGUCAGAGGGUACACUCAAGCUAUGACCGCUUCCAUGACAUAUGAAAAUAUUGAGGAUCAUGCCAUCGAAGGUAUCUUCAUAUACCCGCUGGAGGAAAAAAACAUUGUUGUGGGCUUUGAGGCGAUGAUUUCCAGUCAGAUUAUCACACUGCAAAUCAAGGACAAAGCCAAGAUAGAUGACCCUCACCACAAUUCAUGCAACACACCAAAUGGAGGCCUGCCUAGCGGCGUUGGACAUAUACUUCUGGAUGAGGAUUUGGAGAGGAAAGUGCUAGUCGUAAACCUGGGGAUAAUUCCUCCUUUGGAGACGGUUCAAAUUCUGGUCAGUACCUCCUGUGAGCUCUCCACUCUACCUAGUGGCGGCAUUAGCGUGAGCACGCCACCAGUGUGCACGCCACGUGUACAAAGAAGUAUCAACGAGGAGCAGGGAUUAUCCCCAAACUUCUCCAGGAUGAGGGACAAACAUCAGUGUGGCUAUAGCCCACAAGAUCGCGCUCCCACAUCUUCUCACUUUUGUUUGUCGGCUUUGCUGGCGGAUGAGGUCAUCAACUCCAUGGACUACGAGUUUAACUUUCAGCUGGAGAUACGAGCACCCUACCUCUUAGCAGGUGUGGAGAGCCCGUCUCAUGCCAUCCGAGCCGACGCUGACCCUCUGGCCCGGUCAGCCACCAGCGUCGUCAUCACCCUGGCGGACAAGUACACUUACGAUUGUCCUGUUCAGAUCCUCAUCUACCCUAGUGAACCUCACGUGCCUCAAGUGCUCAUAGAGAGCGGAGACAUGACGCAAGAUGAGUAUGACGAGUACAUCCAUGGCCGCAGCGACUUCAUCAAGGCCACCAAGAAGGAUUCCAGCAAUGAGACCAAGGUGGAAGCCAUUCAAAGGCGGCUGCACAAGGACAUCCUCCAUAACCCUGUUGUCAUGCUCAACUUAUGUCCCAACUUUAAGCCCGUCAGCUCUGACCUUAGGAAGGUGCACGGAGAGUUCAUCUUCCUCAUCGACUGUAGCGGAAGCAUGAGUGGUGUCAAUAUCAACCGUACGAAGGAUGCCUUGGUGGUGAUUCUAAAGAGUCUAGUACCGGGCUGCCUAUUCAACUUAAUAAGCUUUGGCUCCACCUUCAAAUCUCUUUUCUCAAGCAGUCAGAACUACGAAGAGGAAGCACUAGCCCUGGCUUGCGAGUACAUUCGGAAGAUUCGUGCGGACAUGGGGGGUACAAACAUCCUGGCACCCCUCAAAUGGAUUCUGAGGCAGCCAAUGUUUCCUGGACACCCCCGUGUUCUCUUUCUGAUCACUGACGGGGCGGUGAGCAACACGGGCAAAGUCAUCGAACUGGUGCGUAGUCAUGCGCGCUACAUCAGAUGCUUUACGUUUGGCAUCGGGCAGAAUGCUUGUCGAAGAAUGGUACAUGAAGUAGCCGCAGUGUCCAGAGGAACAGCAGAGUUCCUGGCUGAAGGCGAGAGACUCCAACCAAAAAUGAUAAAAUCUCUGAAGAAGACCAUGUGUCCGGUGCUCAGUGACAUUUCCAUUGAUUGGCUCUUUCCUGAGACCAAGGAAGUCCUGCUUUCACCAGUGGGCAACACUUUUCUGUAUCCUGGAGACAGUCUCAUCGGAUACGCAGUGGUUUGCGACGCCACCCGUUACCAUGCUAAUCCCAAAUCUGAGAAAAGACGACGAUACAGCAUGAUGCAUUCCAUCGGUUCUGGCAGCUCCGUUUUUUAUCACUCCCAAGAGGAGGACCUGUUGAAGACCUCUGCUAAUGAUCAGCCGCCAUUCAACGAGUUUCUUCAUGACUCCAACCAGGAUUCUGUGAUGGAUUGCUGCUCUGUUGCCAUGGAACAUGACGAUGGGUUAAAUGGUCAGACGUCGGCAAGAAGGCGAGCGUAUAGCACCAACCAGAUAACUGAGCACGUCUCGGUUAAAAAGUACACCUCCAGUGAUCCCAGUUCCGUGAUGCCAAAGAAUCCUCUUAGACGUGCCAAAGUUGAAGAUCUGAUUGGCCAAGCGAGCCCUGAGCACGAGACUCAAUGGAAGAGGGACUACCAGCCUCAGUUGGUCAGUUUGUGUGCAGCGUCUUUAAGAGAGCAGCCAUCAGGUGCUCCCUGUUUGCUCCAGCAUCACCCGCAAGGGGAGGUAGAAACGGAAAUGCCGACGUCAGCCCCAGUAUGUAACACUGCUGGAGAGGAUGGUUCGAGAUCAUCUACAGAGAGUCCAUCUUUAGGAAGUGUGGGAGAUACAGAAGGAUACAGCCACCAGGUGUGUCAGGCAGAAACGCCACUGGACAAACACAGCGCAGAUGUGAUAACAGCUGGCCAGCGGCGAGGAGAUUGCAAGGUGGUGGUGUCAGGUCUGCUCUGCGGGAAGGCUGUUCAGUGGGAGGUGAUCUUUGAUGUUGAGCCCUACCUGAAGGGGCGGGAACGUGAGGAGAAGGUUCACGAGGAGCUGUGGAAUGAGACUUUCCAUCAUCUGGCGGCGCGCUCCAUCAUACAUGACUUUGAGCACAUGGUGGAGAGAGAACGUGACAUUGAGCAUGGCUCUGGAAGGAAAUACCACAUUUACGCUAUUCACACCAGCAAAGCGUGCAACAUUUUGAGCAAAUACACUGCGUUUGUUCCUGUCGACUUGGACACAAAUGAAUAUCUGCCAACGUGUAUUGACUACAUCAACCUCGCUAAUGGCUUAAAAAGAGGUUCCCGCUCCAGUUCAGGAAGUAGGAAAAACCGAGGGUACUCCAUUGGAUUGGGCCGCUCUCAGUCUGGUGGUGUGUCGGAGGAAGCCGAAGACAUGUGUGCAGCUAACAGUUUGGAAGAUGGCGCAUCUCCUUGCAGUACUCCGUCCUCAUCCAGCUGGGAGAGAUGUAGCUCCACAGAGGGGACUCAAAGGAGUCCGUCGGUGACAUCAGACCAGUCUCAGAAAUCUGUGGAAAGUCUGUUUUCUGCCAGGUUGGCACUCAGCAGGACUCGUCUAUUGACCAAAGCUGCCAAAGGAUUCAUGAGCCGAUCCCACAGCAGGUCAGGUGAUUCCAUGGGAGAAAGCGACAAUGAGAACAAAGACUACAUCCCUCUGGUAUUGCUGCAGCUGGCGUGUGGCGCUUUCCCGCUUGACCCAGCCCUGUGUGACACCAUCAACGUCCCCAUGGAUAAACUCAAGUGGACAUCCCCCUUUGCUAGCCACCGAACCAGCCUCGCACACCCUUCCCACUCAAGCAGCCGGCGCGCAGAGAGCACUGAAGAUGACUCUGGACUAUCGAGUGACACGCAGACAAGUCUGAAAGAUUCUUUACCAACCGAUCAGGAGACAACCUCUCCUGGCGAUGCACAAAGAAGGAUGAUGGACCCCGAGAGCCUAGUAUGGGCGACGGCAGUAGCACUAGCCUGGCUUGAGCACAGCUCCGCCAGCUAUUUCAUCGAGUGGGAGCUGGUCGCCGCCAAGGCCAGCAUGUGGCUGAGUGAACAGGACAUCCCAGAAGGCCGUGAUGUGGGCUCGGUCAAGGCGGCUGCCAACCAACUCUUUAUCAUCCUCAGACACUGGGAUGAAAACCUUCAGCUGAACAUGCUGUGCUAUAAUCCAAACAGUGUGUGAUGGUCAUGCAGGUGCCGACGCUUGUCUGUCUGGAGUCAUUCAGUGUUGUGAGCAAUGUGCAUGUUCUUUUGUGUACGUGUCCUCUAAACAUAUCAGAGUCAGUACGUUUACAUGUACAGUGUUGCUCAACUAAGGCAUUCUUUUCAACUGCUUGCCGACUAUGAAUGACUAAACGAGGUUGGCCAUUUCCACAACACCAAAAUGAAGGAUGGCUUGUGGCAUUUAGUGAGGAAAGAAAAAUAGCAACAUCCAACUCAAGUGUGCACAUUAAAAAAAAAUAUGAUCAUGGUAGCAUAAUACAGAUACGUUGUUUAUCACAAGACAAUUUUAUUGAUAAGGCAGACAUUAUGUCUUGAAAUUUAUAUUUUGUCAAUGCAUCCUUCAAGGAAAAUGGAGUGCCACAAAGCAUAACAUUUAUAGUUUCUGUCAGAGGACUGUUAUCACUCUGGAUAUCAAAGGUCACGUGCUUUUAAUGCAAUUAACUCUGCAUUUCAGAUCAUUCACUUCCUUUAACCCUUUAAGAGACAGUGGUGACUACAGUGGACAGCUAUUCAAAAGUUGUGAAUUAGGACCUUUAACCCUUUAUAUAGCAAAUGACUAUUUUUGGUCAUUUAAAAAAAUGAAGAAUCUAAAUAACCAUUAUUAUUAUAUACAGUGGUACCUCUACAUAUGAAUUUAAUUUGUUUCAGGACCUGGUUUGUAAGUCGAAAUGGUCAUAUGUCGAGUGGGAUUUUCUACUGAGAAUACGUUAUAAUUCGAUUAAUUUGCUCCACAGACCACAAACAUACGUUUAAUCCUUCAUAAAUACUGCAUGUACAAUUAGAAAUAGCAGUUACACAUAGCAAAACAAAGAAAUUAUGACUACAAAUCAUAAUAAUAAUAAUUAUGUAAUGAAUUCUGUUCUCACGUGGCUGUUGUGUUUUGCAUCCUGUUCUUAAACAUAUUAACGAAAAGUGAGAGAGGCACAGAAGAGUGGGAGUUUUUUUUACUUUCUCUUUUCAUGUUUUGUUGUUGGCAUCGGCUACAGCAAACAGUAACCGUGUUGCGUUGCACAACUUCGGAAAUAAAUAAUUAAAAACCUGACGAAGCUGGCGACUUCCUUGCCGAUAUUACAAUUAGGGCUGUCAAAAUUAUCGCGUUAACGGGCGGUAAUUAAUUUUUUAAACUAAUCACGUUAAAAUAUUUGACGCAAUUAACGCACAUGCCCCGCUCAGAUUAAAAUGACAGCAGUGUAAUGUCCACUUGUUAUUUGUUUUUUUUAUGUUUGGCGCCCUCUGCUGGCGCUUGGGUCCAAAUGAUUUUAUUUUACAAUGAGUGAGCAUGGUGUAACUAUUGACAUCAACAAUGGCGAGCUACUAGUUUAUUUUUUGAUUGAAAAUUUUACAAAUUUUAAUAAAACAAAAACAUCAAGAGGGGUUUUAAUAUAAAAUUACUAUAACUUGUACUAACGUUUAUCUUUUAAGAACUACAAGUCUUUCUAUCCAUGGAUCGCUUUAAGAGAAUGUUAAUAAUGUUAAUGCCAUCUUGUUGAUUUAUUGUUAUAGUAAACAAAUACAGUACUUAUGUACCGUAUGUUGAAUGUAUAUAUCCGUCUUGUGUCUUAUCUUUCCAUUCCAACAACAAUUUACAGAAAAAUAUGGCAUAUUUUAUUGAUGGUUUGAAUUGCGAUUAAUUACGAUUAAUUAAUUUUUAAGCUGUAAUUAACUCGAUUAAAAAUUUUAAUCGUUUGACAGCCCUAAUUACAAUAAUAAUAAUUGUCACCUUAACCUAUAAAACUGGCGAACAGAAGACAGUUGAGAUUGCUGACAUUCUACGGCCGUAUUGCCGAGCCAGUUCCCGGAAGCGCACAGCACGCUAAUAUUUUUCCAUCAUUUCCAUCUUCAUUUCAAUAUUAAGCCUCACCUUUUUCCUUUCUUCACCACUUACACUAACAUUCUUAGAACCCAUGUUGAUUUCUCUCACAAGAAAAUCCGCCGUGCGUCCAUCUUGCGGGAAAACAAACUGAGGCGUCAUCAUAAAUCGUCGUAUUUUGAGCACGUCGUCAAUUGUAGAGACAAAUGACGUGUCAAAUUUUACGUCGGAUGCCGAAAGGAUCGUAUGUCAAGGUAGCACUGUAUAUAUUUACAUUUUUAAACAUUAUUUAUUCAUUGUUGUAUUCUUUAUAUUCUUUUUUAAUUUUGAAUACAUUUAUAAAUGAAUGUUAAUAAAACUAAAUUAUGGAAUUAAAAUGAAUGAAAACAAACACUGAUUACCUCCACAAAUAUCACUCUUAACUACAAUUAAAAAUCAAGACAUUCACUUAACUCUUUGCAUGCCAUUGAUGGUGAGGACUUCAAAUUCAUUUUAACCAGGAAGUCUGGAUACAAAUACCCAUGUUUCAGUGCCACUGACGGCUCCAGACUUCCAAUCCACUUUGAAUAGGAGGGGCAAAUGAACAAACCUCCAGUCAAAAUGGAUUGGAUGUCUCACACAGUCAGUGGCAGCCAGUGAGUUCAAUGUGUGCCAAAUAAGCAGAGGUGGGUAGAGUAGCCAAAACUUUUACUCAAGUAAGAGUAGCGUUACUUCAAAAUAAUAUUACUCAAGUAAAAGUAGUUGUCCGAAAAAAUGUACUGAAGUGCAAGUAAAAAGUAUUUGGUGGAAAGAAUACAAGUAAUGAGCAACAUUGUGAAUGACUGCUUAUAUUUUUGUUGGAUUUUUUUUUUUUUUUAAACAAUUGUAUUUUUUUUCCGAGCUCAGUUAUCUAUAUGGACUGUUGUUAUAAUGAUACUGUACAAUAACCCAUUACAUAACCACAUUAGGCCAAAGAUAUGCGGAGAAAAAAAAAAAAAAAAAAAAAAAAAAAAAAUCAUUGAAUUCUGACCAUAUUAGGCCAAAGAAAUGCAAAAAAAAUAAAAUAAAAUAAAAAUUAUUGAAUUCUGACAAAAGAAAAAAAAUUACAUAAAUGAAGCAUUAUUCGUCCAAAGAGCAUGAGUGCCCUCUGGUGGAGAAAUUUGUUCCUAGUUUGAAUAGUGAAGAGUUCCUUCAUCAUUACUAUUUUAAAAUUAAAAGGAUCAUAUGUCACGUUUUCCGUGAUCAGUCGGUGUCAAAUAAAACCUGGGAGAGAGGUUAAAAUCCUGCUCUUUUCAGUCAUAUUGAGGGCAGUGCUCUAUAUUAAAUACUUCAAAUUUUACGGUGCUUUAAAGACGCCACAUGAUUGUACAUGCUGGCAUGAAGAUGGAACGGCAAGCUUGUGUCUGAUUGGUAUAAUAGUCAUGUGAUUAUUGUUGCGACGUCUCAUUGGUGAAAUCGUUAGAGCUACCCUGGUAAUACAACAGGCAUAUCUCUACUCUAGGCAUUGCUGGCCGAAAAAAAUAAAAAUCUACCGGUAAUAUCUAGAAUAAAGAGGAAAAAUGUAACGACUCUUGUGAAGCCCAAAGUUGCGGAGUAAGAGUAGCAAUUUUUCUUUACAAAUCAACUCAAGUAAUAGUAAAAGGUAAAGCUUAGUAAAACUUCUCUUUGAGGUACAUUUUUCUCAAAAAGUUACUCAAGUAAAUGUAAAGGAGUACAUGUAACACGUUACUACCCAUCUCUGCAAAUAAGUAUUGAAUACAAAAUCAUAUUUUGUGCAUGAAAUGGUUAAAAUAACAUUUUUUUUUUUAAAAUACAGAAACAUUUUGACAUUUCUAACAAUAUUUACAAAAGAGUCCAGCACCAAGAACUAUUUCCAAGUUUAACUUGAUAUGUAGCUAACCGCUAGUAUGCUAACACAGACUUUAAGUAGAUUAAACUCACCGAUUCCCUCUUGUUAGCAGUCGCAUUAUUAACAGAAAAUAUGUCAUCUGUGGCCAUUACAAGUGGACAUUAUAUCAGAUGCUGAGCUAAGACAGUACUCUCCAAUGUGUUUAACAUUACGCACUUGCAGCUGUUCUCAAUGCAGUGAGCACUUGAGAACACAAAUAGUGUGUUGUGUUCAGGUGCAACUCUAAAAGUGAGGACAAUUAAUUGUCAUGCUUAAAGGUGUCACACAAGGCAUUUAAAAUGAAGGACCGAGUUUCAUAUAACAGGACGUACGGCCACCCAUAGUCUAUCAGCUAUUAUUGGUAGUGCUUUGCCUUCUUUAGUUCUUUUUGUUACCUUCCUUACCUAUCCAAUCUAUUGUAGGUCUACUAUGCCACAGACCAUCCAAAAAUAGUAAUCACGGUGCAAUUCAUUAGUGUUUCGUUUCAUUGGUUUUUGACAUUUCAGUACUAAUAGUGCAUUAUUAAUAAUUGGGGAACAAGUGUCUAAAAACAGUGUAGGCAGAGUGGCUUCAUUUAACCAUUUCACCCUUAGUAACUGCCUUUAUAUUUGCCCUGUGACUGACUGGCGACCAGUCUUGGGUGUAGACUGCCUUUCUCCAGAGUUAGCUAGGCUAAGUUCUAGCUUGUCGCAAAACUGAACAGGCUGAGCAGAAACAUUUUUCAAAAGAUUCUUAUUUAUACAGACCUGCAAAAAUGACUAAAUCAAUCAUAAUGUGCAUGCUAGAUUAGUAGUUGUUUUGAAAAGCUGUGGUUGACUAUUUUUUUUUAACCUUGUGAACGCUUGUGCACGUGCAUGUUAUCAUCUCAUGUUUUAAAUGCUUGUGUUUUCAGAGCUUAACUGCUGUUGUCAUGCAAAGAAAUGGGAAAAUGAGUGCAUAGGUAAAAAAAAAAAAAAAAAAAAAAAAAAAUUUUACUAUUCCAGCAUGCAGUUACUCAAUGUCUGGUAAUUAUGAGGACUUAGUCAGGUUUUGGGAUGUUUUGUGUUAAAUGUUGUAUAAAAGGCAUUUACGCAUUUCGACCUUAGUGACAAAUAUGAGCUAAAUGUUUCUUAUGUAGCAAAGCAAGCCAAGUCAAAGACCGGAUUUUUUUGAUGGCCGCCAUUUAUCGCAAGAAAAGUGAAUGGCAUUGAUGGGGUUGAAAAAGUAUUUCUUUCUAAGAAAUUAAGCUGUAUUUUAUUUUGCAUUCUAAUAUGACAACUAUACUGGCA